This is a messenger RNA of Colletotrichum siamense, 1581 nucleotides long. RefSeq lists its product as uncharacterized. The transcript has a single exon. The coding region runs from base 1 to 1581 and encodes 526 amino acids. The record is from RefSeq and is a predicted model, not a curated record. NCBI's taxonomy places the organism in Eukaryota, Fungi, Ascomycota, Sordariomycetes, Glomerellales, Glomerellaceae.
AUGCUAGCAGGAUUUGCGCAUAUAGCUUCCGAUGCGGCGGCAACUGCCCUUGAGGCAGGUGACUCGCCCAAUGACGUUUUAAGACUCUUAGAAGUCGGUCGUGGCGUCAUCUCAAGUCUGCUGUUGGAGACUCGAACAGAAAUAUCUGAUCUGCAAAGGGCGCAUCCCGAUUUGGCAGAGAGAUUUGAGGCUCUCCGAGACAGGUUGGAUUCUCCAACCCAUGAAGCACCGCUCUUGACACCUGGGGGCCACACGCCUUCCUGGGAGGUUCAGACAAAACAAAGAAGAGAAGUAGAUGGCCAAUUUCGACAAGUGAUCGCCGAUAUUCGGUCUCAACCUGGGUUUCAGGGAUUUCUGCUUCCACCGGGUACACAAGAGCUACUAGAAGCAGCUUCUCCAGGACCCAUUAUUUUCAUCAACGCUAGUCGCUUGCGUUGUGAUGCGUUUCUUGUUACAUCUAGCGCGAUCGAAGUUCUACCCCUUCCUAAUCUCAAACUUUCGGAGCUGGAGACCAAAGGUCCUGUCUCUUUGCGGUUGCUUGAAUCACUAUGGGACAACAUAGCGCAGCCCGUUUUGGACAGACUUGGCUUCUUGCAACACCCAGUUUCUGAUGAAGGCUUGCCACAUGUCUGGUGGAUCUCAGUGGGCGCUCUGAGUCGAUUGCCACUUCAUGCCGCCGGGUACCACUCCGAGGGCUGCUCGAAAACAGUACUUGACCGCGUUGUCUCAUCAUACAGCACCUCAAUCAAGGGGCUUCUGCAUGCCCGUCGAAGCUCCAGGCAAAAGAGAAUGUCGAAACCUUCUCAUGAUGCGUUUCUCGUAUCAAUGGGCACCACACCUGCCCAUUUCAAUCUGAACCCCACGGGACUGCGAUUUGCAGGAGAAGAAAUUAGACUGUUAGAUAAUAUUUUGUCAGCCGACAUAUCAAGAACGAAGUUGAGACAGCCAUGCAAAAAGGAUAUCCUACACCAUAUUGAGAAGUGCACAAUAUUCCACUUUGCUGGACAUGGCGUUUCGGACCCCCUCGAUCCUUCACAAAGUUGCCUACUCCUACAAGACUGGAUGGACAACCCGUUGACUGUCGAGAAUCUAACUUCUAUAAAUCUUUCUAGAAAAACACCUUGGAUUGCCUAUCUCUCAGCGUGUUCUACAGGAGAGAAUCAGGCCGAGCGACUUCAAGACGAGUCGAUUCAUCUUGUAAAUGCAUGUCAGCUGGCAGGCUUUCCGCACGUCGUGGGGUCCCUCUGGAUGAUAGACGAUGAAUGUUCAGCGGAUGCGGCUGCAGAAGUUUAUCGAACGAUCCAGGAGCGCGGGUGGACCGAUGAAUCUGUAGCACUGGGAGUGCACAAUGCAGCGAUACUUCUUCGACAGAAAACAAGCGGCGAAAGUCGUGAAGUGCGUGCUCGACGAGCUGACAUGAAACUUGUCGACCGUGGGAAUCCAGGCGAGGCGAGAAACGCAGUGAGUUGGUUCAAUGGUGACAGAGACUUAUCCAACAGUCUUAGGGGCUUGGAGGACUAUGCAGUUCGCAGCGAGGGCAAUCCGGCAAUCUGGGCUGCUUACAUCCAUGUUGGUCCGUAG